This is a messenger RNA of Fusarium sp. VM40, 1521 nucleotides long. NCBI's taxonomy places the organism in Eukaryota, Fungi, Ascomycota, Sordariomycetes, Hypocreales, Nectriaceae. The record is from the annotation of a GenBank genome assembly.
AUGGCAGACUUCGAAGAUCCAUCUUACUCUCAUGAAGAGGAUGAAGAAAAGCUCUGGAAUGCUGACAUUGUUGGUCUCGUAGAUCUUGAUAAAUGCGUCUCGAGCCAAUGCGAUUCCCACGAAACGAUCGACGAUACCCUCCGUACCUGGAUAGAAUUGACGACUCGCCUCGGUGGCCUAUCAGACGGAUCUGAGGAUGAAGUCGUUACUUGCGCACGAGUGCUCCUUGCCAGCAAUCUGUUCAGGGUCCAUAGAGACUAUGUCCGCACUCAGAUCAUCUACAGCCUGCUCCAGGAGGACGAAUCUGGUCCGUUGCAUGCUAUUGUUUGCCUUCUUCUCCUCGAUGGCUGCCAGGAUGAGGCCAUGUUCCCUCGCAUGGUGAACGAGGCUUGUUUCCCCCGGUUGUUGGAGCUGAUCAACGGUCGUCGAGACCAAGAUCCGCGUCUGCAUCGGCUUCUUCUGCAGCUCAUGUAUGAGAUGUCGCGUAUGGAGCGACUUCGAGUUGAUGAUCUCACUAAGGUUGAUGAUGAAUUCGUGCAAUACCUUUUUGCCUUGAUUGAAGAGUUAUCUGAUGAUGCGUAUGAUCCAUACCAUUAUCCUACUAUUCGAGUUUUGCUUGUUUUGAACGAACAGUACAUGCUUGCUUCGACUGAAGUCGGCGAUGCUUCUUCUGAUUCACCCUUAACGAACAGAAUUGUUAAAUGUUUGAGUCUUCAUGGGGCAUCAUUCCGAACAUUUGGUGAAAACAUCAUCUUGCUUCUGAAUCGAGAAACCGAGACUUCGCUACAACUACUCAUUUUGAAGCUCCUUUAUUUGCUAUUCACUAAUAAGGCAACAUACGAAUAUUUUUAUACAAACGACUUGAGGGUACUUCUGGACGUCAUUAUUCGAAACCUAAUGGACCUGCCGGACGAAAAGAUGUCCCUGAGACAUACUUACCUACGAGUGCUAUAUCCAUUACUGGCACAUACACAACUUAGCCAUCCGCCGCAUUAUAAGCAAGACGAAAUUCUCCGCGUGCUGAAUAUUCUUCGAGGGUCGCAGAACGUGCACUUCGCACCAGCAGACAACACAACUCUUCGCCUAGUCGAUCGUGUAUCCAAGGUCAAAUGGAUUGAAGAGGCGCAAUCACCCACUGUGGGAUCUGGCGAGGCCGAAGUCGCACGCAGAUUCUUGGGUAUCAGCCUCUCGCGCUCGCAGACCGCGAGUAGUGUUAGCGUCAGCGACGUCGCGGCAGUUAAGGAGAAGCCGGGCGUGCAGACACCAAGCCGAUCGGGUGAGGCGGGCGAAGCUGGCGCUGUAGAUGAAGGUCUCACGAUGGGUACCAGGCCAAAGAAGCCGCUGCCAGAGGUACCAAAGCAUCGACAUGGAGUUCCGUUUGCACAAAAGUUUGUCAAUGGAGGACAGAAGAAGACGCCACCAAAGGCGCCACCACCGCGACGAUGGGGACGGAUGAAGACGGUUGAGAAACCUCCUGCGGAUCCUGUUAAGGAACCGGCUCAGGAGCAGGAGGCCGCCUGA